CACUUGACUGAACUUGGGUGUGACUAUGCAGGAGACAGAGCUGCAGACGUCCAUCCGGGCAGCAUGCCGGUUCUUUGAUAACAUGGUCGACAUGUUCCCGCCGAACGCGUACCUCGACAGCAGCGAGUAUCCCGGAGUGGCCAAGCCGCGGGUGGCUCAGAUGCUGCCGGGCGUGUGUGACUGGCAGACGGCGCGGUAUCUGGCGAUGAAGGCCAAGAGCGGAGAGGGCGAGGAGGAGGGUCAGACAUCAGGAGGCAAUGGUGCUGGCAUGGCGUCCGAGGCGUUGCUCAACAACGACGACGACUUUGAGCCGCCCACCAAGAAGCGCAAGCAGCGCGAUCUGUCGCGCGAGAAGCGCGAUCGCGAGGCCAAGAAGAAGAAGCUUCGCGAGGCCGGCCUCCCGACCAAGGCCAAGAAGAAGAAGAAGGAGAAGAAGAAGGAGAAGAAGGAGAAGAAGGCUGCCUCGGAAUCCGCCGCCGCCGGCAGCGGCAGCGGCUCGGGCGAUGCCGAGGCCGCUGGCCAGCCCGUCGCCAUGGACGUGGAGCGGCUGGCGAGCGAGGCCCGUGAGGCGACGGCCUCGGGCGAGCUCGCCUUUUCCAACUUUGACUUUAAGUCGGAUGCCUCUUUGCUGCAGCCGCUGGUGGCCGGCAAGAAGGUCAACAAGCGCAAGCUGCUCGAGCAGGCCGAGCGGGCCGAGGCCGAGAAGGCCCGCCUGCUGAAAGAGGGCGGCGCCAAGGGCAAGGCCAUCGUCGAGGACAUGGAGUGGCAGAAGACGCUCAAGCGUGUGCAGGGCGUCAAGAUUAAGGACAACCCCAAGCUGCUGCGCAAGUCCAUCAAGCGCGACCAGAAGAAGAAGGCAAAGUCCGCCAAGGAAUGGGCCGAACGCAAGGCCGUCGUCGAGAAGGCUGCCCGCGACAAGCAGGCCAAGCGUACCGAGAACCUCGCCGCCCGCGCCGCCAACAAGAAGGGCGGCCGCGGGAGCAAGAAGCUCUCGCGCCAUUCCAAGCGCCGCUGA
Molecule: messenger RNA, 1015 nt
Organism: Thecamonas trahens ATCC 50062
Lineage: Eukaryota; Apusomonadida; Apusomonadidae
Exons: 2
Coding region: 26-1015 (329 amino acids)
Biological process (GO): ribosomal large subunit biogenesis; ribosomal small subunit biogenesis
Cellular component (GO): nucleolus
Molecular function (GO): RNA binding; DNA binding
Source: RefSeq, a predicted model, not a curated record